AUGAACGGGGGUCCGGGGGCAGCGCCCCCGGGUAGCGGGGUCCAAGGGGCGGCAGCCCCUGGCGGGGUCCAAGGGGCAGAGCCCCUGGCUGGGAUAUCCGGUUUUUGUUUCUCUGUUUUAUAUCUCCCUAACACAUGGGGAACCAACGGUUCCCUCAUUCACUGGACAUAUAACGUUGGUGGAGCAAAGAACGUCUCGAAGGAGAUAGUCGAAGGCAUCGACGAGAAGAAGAAAUCGAUCACGUACAAGGUGAUUGAAGGAGAUCCAUUGAAAUUGUAUAGUGAAUUCAAAAUAAAAUGUGAUGUGGAAAGCAAUGGACAUGAUAACAUAGUUACCUACACCUUGGAGUACAAGAAAAGGAACGGCCAAUCGCUGGAGCCUACCGGAUUCAUGGAUUUACUCGUUCAUCAGUUCUCCAAAGAGAUUGAAGAAUGCAACCGCCGCCUCCGGCCCAAUUAACACUACCAUC
Molecule: messenger RNA, 469 nt
Organism: Salvia hispanica
Lineage: Eukaryota; Viridiplantae; Streptophyta; Magnoliopsida; Lamiales; Lamiaceae
Source: RefSeq, a predicted model, not a curated record